ACAACUCAUCGGUUUGUAAAAAAAAUGUCUGAAUUUCAGAAAGCAGGAACUUUUGACAAUCCAAUAGAAAUUGUUGAUGAUAUCAUUGAUGUUGAUGAUUUAAGUGACGAUGAUAUAAGUGAUGAUUUCACCAUUAUUUAUGAUAGUGAAGAUGAGGAAAGUCAUAUUAAUUGUGUAUCCAGUGAUAAUAUUCCUAUUAAUCCACAUAGUGACCAAGAAUUUGUUGAUGAUGAUGAUGAUGAUGUUCUUUCUUUAGUUUUAUCCUCCUCAGAUGAUGAUGAUGAUGAUGUUGAUGUUCUUUCUUUAGUUUUAUCCUCUUCAGAUGAUGAAUGUGCAGAGCCUAUGUUUCCAGAUUCAACAACCAUGGAAAAAGACAUUCUGGAACUAAAUCACACUAAACAGUAACAACUCUCUGAUCUACUCAGAUUUUUUUUUUUAGUGUUAUUAAACUAUCAUUUACUCA
Molecule: messenger RNA, 463 nt
Organism: Mytilus trossulus (common blue mussel)
Lineage: Eukaryota; Metazoa; Mollusca; Bivalvia; Mytilida; Mytilidae
Product: coiled-coil domain-containing protein 1-like
Exons: 2
Coding region: 25-405 (126 amino acids)
Source: RefSeq, a predicted model, not a curated record